This is a messenger RNA of Argiope bruennichi, 3423 nucleotides long. RefSeq names its product class A basic helix-loop-helix protein 15-like. The record is from RefSeq and is a predicted model, not a curated record. The coding region runs from base 685 to 1560 and encodes 291 amino acids. Gene Ontology annotation, molecular function: protein dimerization activity. The transcript has 8 exons. NCBI's taxonomy places the organism in Eukaryota, Metazoa, Arthropoda, Arachnida, Araneae, Araneidae.
UAAGCUACGGUACACGUGGAAACGUGCGCUGAACGCUUGCAUCGGCGCUUAUCAAUUCACUAAUUAAUUAGCACAGUUUAUUUGCGGCGUUAAAUUGGAAUAUUGUUCACGUGUGCGUUCACUUGAAUAUAAUGUGUGUUCAAACGGUGUGUGAUGAGUGCUAUUGCUGGAUUAUUUGAAUAAUUAGUGGUGGUUGUUUGUUUAUUUUUUUAUGAAGAGGAUAGUGGAUGCGUACUAACGGAGAAGACAGGAACUUCCAGAUAAUUUCUGUCUUCUAACCGGCUGAGCACUAAGCUAUCAAAUACUGGAGAUUGAAAACAAAAUUGGAUAAAAAAGAUGUAUUACGAUAAAGUUUCUUCAUUUUGAUUCAACAUUCCAAGAAAGUUUGGAUACCAAAAUAAAGGAGUUUGCUAUUAGAACUCUGUUCGAGAAAAAAAUUAAUCGGUGAAGAAAAGUAAAAAUUUGAUGCUGGAACUCUGUUUCUAAGCAAUAUUUUAUGACACUUUGAAAUUCGGACAUUUUUAAUCCAUAUUAUUAAUUUUGAAGCAAAGGAUAUUCUGCAUUUAUAAAAUUAGAGUCUACUACUAUUCGCUGAAGAUUGUUUUCCUUUUUGGAAUUCUGUAUUCAGACAAAUUUGAAUUUAUCAUCUGUAUUGCAAUAGGAAGGAUACUCUCUUGAAAGGGAAUGGUCAAAUCACGAAACCGAGAAGAUUCAUCUGCAAUGGACACCCCUCUCCGUUCUAUUGCAAAUGUUGAAUGCAGCUGGCCACCCUUGGAUCAGGAGAUUGUUACCCCUACCAUCGAGCCAUCACUUCCUUAUUCCCCGGAAAGUCUACAAGACGAAUCAAUGACUGCCACCCCAACCCCUGUCAGACGAAGAAGCAAUUCCACCAACCAAGGAGGAGCCAAACGAAUGGCCACAAGCAACUUGAAUGGUAAUGGCACCAACAACCAACAUCAGGAUGAUAAUUCCCACGGAAGCGAUAACUCCACUGAUUCAAGUUCAGCUAGCGAUGAAGGCCAUUCCUCUGCAGCUAAGAAUAAUCCCAAGCAACAAAAAAAGAAUUCAUCUUCUUCUUCAGUAACAUCGUCUUCUGGGGGCAACCGAAGGAAGAGGAACACUCUGAGCGCACGAGAACGCAACCUCAGAAGAUUAGAAAGCAACGAGAGGGAGCGCAUGCGCAUGCACAGCUUAAACGAUGCAUUCCAAGCACUAAGGGAAGUUAUACCUCACGUAACAAUGGAGCGGAAAUUAUCAAAGAUCGAAACGUUAACACUGGCCAAGAAUUACAUCAUGGCUUUGACGAAUGUCAUCUGUGAGAUGCGAGGCGAAACACUUCCUUACAAGUUGCUGACAAAUACAGGGUCUGAUGUUCCAGAUAACAGCGUUCCAAUGAGCGCUGACGAGCACGAACCAGGGGAUGAGUUUUUGGCACGCGGCAACCAUCUUCAGCAGCAACAACAGCAACGCUUUGAUUUGGUAGCUAGCGGCAUCACUCAGAAGAAUGAUGGUUUGGAUGAUCUUGUCAAGAUUAAGUCUGAAGUUCCGACUGAUGUCUAGCAUCGAUGAACUGUACCCUGCUAUCUUCUUGGUGAAGAAAAUGCCUGGAUUUUGAAACAUACAAGUACAUACAUGAAGCCCAUUCAUAGCGAAAAAGAUCACGGGACUGUAUUACUGCUAUCCAUGCGAUCACUUGUAUUUCUCUUUGCCAACGUUUCUGAACUCUGAUAAUUUCAUUAUGUUGGAACAAACGAUCCGCCAUUGUAUAUUUAUGGGAAUUCAUCUACAGGAUAGAUUGCUUGUCUAGAUUCCAGAUGUCAAGGUUAUUCAUUCUAUUGAGGUGUGUAUCAAUAUGUGCUUCAGGAUUUUCUGCUUCAAGUAUCUGGAAAUGCAACUGCUGUAAAAAAGUUUCCUAUAUUUUAAGCCUGUAUCAUUACAGUUUUUGUUAAUUCUGCAAAAGCUAUAUUUUCGAUCCACAUCAGAAUAGUUAGACAUCGCAUUGUGGGAAGUAUACUCAUCAACAAAACUAUCUUGGUACUGUGUUCGGUCAUCAUAAUAUGCUUAUCAUAUAUAAUGGACUGACUCAUACAUUGCACUAGCUAUCGCUUGAUCCUCACUUAUUCCCCCAAGCGACCUUGAAUGUAAAUGCUUCUACAAAACUCUUUCAUGUGUAACGCUUUUUGUAUUGUACAUUGCUUUGUUGAUGUAGGUAAAAUUUACAUGCAAUUAGAUGUUAACGAUGGUGGGAUGCAAGUUAGUUUUGCAUUGUAUUUCAGAUGCAAGUGCGUUUCGCUUUGUAUUCUGGAUGAAACUAUUUGUUCUUCAAUGAUUUGAAGAAGAAUAGUGUAAUCUAAACAUGAUUAUUUCAACAAAAAUAAUUAAUUUGUAAAAGUAAAGGAUCUAUUCCAAUAAGUGAGACAUAAAUGUUUUUCAAAUAUUGUUGGAGUGAUUUCUGUUAGUUUGAUUAAAAUGAACGAAUCUGCUUUUCCGAUUGUUUAAAACGAAUUAUGAUAAGCGUUAUCUCAUAUAAAACCAAAUUUCAAUGCACAUCAAGAUCUUUAUUGUAUUAAAGAAAAGCGAAAGAUUAAAAUAUCUGAAAUUUCAAUAUAUAAAAAUGAAUAGCAAAAAUAAUUAGGAAGUAGGAAUGAAAAAGUAAGUGCAAUUUUUAAAAAGAAACGAGGUGUAUUCUGAUGUCUAAUUACUAAAAUGAUGAUGUCAAAAGGAUAGCAAUGGAAGAAAUGUCAUCUUUAAACAAAUAUUAUUUUGUAUAUAUGUCUGCUUUCUUUAACAAAUUUAAUAAUUGAUGAUCGAAUUUUUUUUCAUUUUACAACAAUUUUUGGUGAAUAUUAAACCAUUUUUAAAACUGUGUAAUUGAUAUGCCAAAACAGAAUUUUUACUCUCUCUUCAGCAAUGUCCUUUCUGUAAAAUUAUUUGCUGUGAUGUAUAGCAAACGAAGUGCAAAGAUUCUUAGAAAGUAAAUUCAACAAUUUUAAAUAUUCAAUUCUAAAGAUAACGUUUUUUGUUAUAAAAAUACUUCAUAUUGUAAUAUCAAAGAUAUUGAACUUUUGAUUAUAACAUAAAGAACUGUAAUUUGUUUUUCCUUGUUUUUAUCAUGAUUGUUUUUUAUCUGUUUUGGCAAAUAUAUAUUUCUAAUUUAUAUUUACGAUAAUUUCAAAUUGUAUAUUUACAUCUGUACUUCUUAUAAAAAUUCCUUUCUUAAUAUAAAAAUUAUUUUUAACAGUAAAACUAAUUAAUUAAAUAAAUAAUAAUUAAUUAAAAUAGCCAGCAUUAACUUAAUUAAUGAUACAGCGAUUGUCCAUGAGAUUUUCUGUAGGAACAAUGUACAAUAAUUUAUAAAUAUUUAAUAUCAGGAUACUCUCAAAAUAACAAUGUAAAUUUAUACAGAGAUCUUGUAUAGCCAAU